AUGUCUCGAUGGGGACGCCUAGGUCUUCUCGUCGGUAUCGUAUGCUCGGCCUUCUUGAUCUUGACCUUCUGGUACGCGGCGAACUCAGAUCAGGAUAAUAUUCCGCCUCUCUUGACCCAGAUGAUUCCAGCUGGCCAUGCGACCUGCCAGAGCGCAACAGUUUUCCAAUGUUCUAGCUGCCUUGAGCAGCACUAUUCUUCUGUCAAUGAUACCGGUGCCGAGCUUUGGACCUAUGAGUACGCCCGCGACGGCCAGAACGAAGGGUUGAGUGAAGCGCAAUGCAACGUCGCUUUUCCUGGACUCUUCGAAGACAUCAACCUAGCCACGAAACAUUGGACUUCAAAUGGCAAGAUCAGCACGCAAAGGCUAGACCGCGUUCAUCUCGAAAAUGGUAUGACGCGCGCAAUGAUCUUCGAGGGGAAUCUGUACGUGGUACAGACGAGAUCCAAAGCAGAGGACCACCGUCGCAAGACUAUUGCAACUCUGAACUCGAUACAUCGAGCACUAUCCGCGGCGCCGGAUCGUCGAAGCAUGCCGAAUAUCGACUUCAUCUUCUCCAUCGAGGAUAAGGCGACAGAUGUGACAGGCAGCAAGACUCUGCCACUUUGGGUCCUUGCUCGCAAGGCUUCUGAGCAGUCGUACUUCCUCUUUCCCGACUUUGGCUAUUGGGCUUGGGACAAUAUGAUCGGCAAGAUGAACAACGAGAUUGGGCCUUACGAUGAAGUCGUCGACAAAGCCUUGGCCCGUGAGCGUGAUAUCACCUUCCGCGACAAGGUUCCUGAGCUUGUUUGGCGCGGAAAACUUUCUUUCGCGCCCAAGUUAAGGAGAGCGCUUCUUGACGCUGCGAGGCGAAAGCCAUGGAACAAUGUCAAGGAGCUGAACUGGAUGGUCAAAGACAACUACCUGGCUCUGGAUGAACACUGUAAAUACCAGUUCAUUGCUCACGUCGAAGGCCGAUCUUAUUCCGCGUCGUUAAAGUACCGACAAGCAUGUCGCUCGGUAAUAGUUGCGCACAAACUGCAGUACAUUCAGCACCACCAUUAUCUGCUCAAUCCAUCUGGACCACUGCAGAAUUACGUCGAAGUCGAACGAGACUUCUCGGAUCUAGACGAGAAGAUGAACGCAUUGCUCGCGGAUCCAGCCCGCGCGCAGACAAUCGCCGACAACAGCGUUCGAACAUUCCGAGAGCGGUAUUUAACUCCCGCCGCAGAGGCUUGCUAUUGGAGAGCGCUUUGGCGAGGCUACGGGCAGGUUUCUGAGGAGGCCAGACUCUUCCAUCACACUCGAGCGGACAACAAAGUCAAGCGAGGCCUUCGAUUCGAGACCUUCAUGCUUCUUUCGAGCGACGAAAUGAUGGACUACAAGAGCAGCGAAGGGUGA
Messenger RNA from Pseudocercospora fijiensis CIRAD86, 1380 nucleotides. RefSeq lists its product as uncharacterized. The transcript has a single exon. Bases 1 to 1380 code for a protein of 459 amino acids. NCBI's taxonomy places the organism in Eukaryota, Fungi, Ascomycota, Dothideomycetes, Mycosphaerellales, Mycosphaerellaceae. The record is from RefSeq and is a predicted model, not a curated record.